CCCAAUCAAAUUUUUUUUUAAAAUUUUAAAUCCAGUAUAGGAUGACAACAGUAUCGAUGCGUCUGGAAAUCCUUUAAGGAAUAUGACGAGUCUUCAUCGAAGCAAGCAAGAUCGAGAAAGGGAAUUAAAAAAUAGGUUUAUAUUCUUAUUCUAAAGCAGAGUGAUAAAGCAAACCCCCCCUAGCGGAUCCCACGUUUUUGAAGGCAUCUGGAGGGCAGGCGAGGUGUGCUGGCCAGUGGGGUGGACUCCUAGUAUCUCCUUCUCCAAUGAAAGCCUCCCAUCAAAAUGGAAAAAUUCAAAGAAGGCAAAGCACCUGAAGCUGGCACUCUCAGAGUAUAACCUGUUGUACUGCAGCUGUACUGUCCAGAAAGAAGGCCAACAAACACUCCGGACUCCCAGCUUGAGGCGAGGUGACAAAUUUGACUUCUUCACAGGCCGGUGGUGCGGCACUCUCCAGACGUGGAAAUGUUUCCAGUCAUAUCCCUUUUGUGUGCCACUGUUGCCAGUGUGCCCAGAUUGUGCUGCAGGAGGAGGUCAGAUGUCUGCUUGCUCUGGCUAUCGAGCCUGGUUUUGAGACUCAUCCUCACAUCUUGUCAGAAGGGUGAAGCUAGCACUGGUGGAAAGUAUCCCGUGGUGACAACAAACUAUGGCAAACUACGUGGAAUCAAGAAGGAUCUCAAUAAUGAGAUCUUGGGGCCAGUGGAACAGUACCUAGGAGUGCCUUAUGCUACUCCGCCAGUGGGUGAAAGACGGUUUCAGCCUCCAGAGGCUCCUGGGUCCUGGUCAGAAGUGCGAAAUGCCACCCAGUUUGCCCCUGUUUGCCCUCAGAACAUCCAUGGGGUACUGCCUGAGAUAAUGCUUCCUGUGUGGUUUACGGAUAAUCUGGAAAUAGUGGCGGGCUAUGUCCAGAAUCAAAGUGAGGACUGCCUCUACUUAAACAUUUAUGUGCCAACCGAAGACGGUCCGCUCACAAAAAAACACGACGAAUCCACGAUCAACAGCCCCCGAGACGAAGAUAUCCGGGACAGAAGGAAGAAGCCUGUUAUGCUCUUCAUUCAUGGCGGCUCUUAUAUGGAAGGGACAGGAAACAUGUUUGAUGCCAGUGUGCUGGCCGCCUAUGGAAACGUCAUUGUCGUCACUAUGAACUACCGCCUGGGUGUGCUUGGGUUCCUAAGUACUGGAGACCAGGCUGCAAAGGGCAACUAUGGCCUAAUGGAUCAAAUUCAGGCCUUACGAUGGCUGAAUGAGAACAUUGGACAUUUUGGGGGUGACCCAGAGCGCAUCACCAUUUUUGGAUCGGGGGCUGGAGCUUCAUGUGUCAAUCUGCUCAUCCUGUCCCAUCACUCUGAAGGUCUGCUCCAGCGUGCCAUUGCCCAGAGUGGAUCCGCCAUCUCCAGUUGGUCAGUCAAUUAUCAGCCUCUCAAGUACACCAAAAGCCUAGCAAGGAAGGUUGGUUGUAACUUACCAGACACGACCGACCUGAUCGAGUGUUUGCGGAAGAAAUCGUACCGGGAGCUGGUGGACCAGGAUAUCCAGCCUGCCCGUUACCAUAUAGCUUUUGGUCCAGUGGUGGAUGGGGACAUGGUAACCGAUGAUCCAGAGAUCCUAAUGGAGCAGGGGGAAUUUCUGAAUUAUGACCUCCUUAUUGGUGUCAAUCAAGGAGAAGGCCUGAAGUUUGUCGAUGAUGGAGGAACAGAAAAUGAAGAUGGGAUCUCCGCAGCGGCAUUCGAUUACACCAUCUCCAACUUUGUCGACAACCUUUAUGGUUAUCCUGAAGGCAAAGACAUCUUACGUGAAACGAUCAAGUUCAUGUAUACGGACUGGGCCGACAGAGACAAUGGGGAGAUGAGACGGAAGACGUUGCUUGCUCUCUUUACUGACCACCAGUGGGUGGCACCAGCAGUUGCCACAGCUAAGCUACAUGCCGACUACCAGUCGCCCGUCUACUUUUACACCUUCUACCACCACUGCCAAACUGAGGGCCGGCCCGAGUGGGCAGACGCAGCCCAUGGUGACGAGAUCCCUUAUGUGUUUGGAAUUCCUAUGAUCGGAGCCACGGACCUCUUCCCCUGCAACUUCUCCAAGAAUGACGUGAUGCUAAGUGCUGUGGUCAUGACCUACUGGACCAACUUCGCUAAAACUGGGGAUCCCAACCUCCCUGUGCCUCAGGACACCAAGUUCAUCCACACCAAGCCAAACCGUUUCGAGGAGGUCAUCUGGACAAAGUUUAACUCCAAGGACAAACAGUAUCUCCAUAUUGGGCUGAAGCCCAGGGUGCGAGAUAACUAUCGUGCCAACAAGGUGGCCUUCUGGCUAGAGCUGGUCCCACACCUUCAUAACCUCAAUGAUGGCACUUACACCUCCACCACCCCACGCAUUCCAACGGGCACCAGGCCGACAUGGAUUAAAGGCCCCAGCUCCAGCCGACACCCCUACCCAACGCUGCCCAACGAUGACGACGAUAGGCCGGACCGUCCUCCCUACCUGCAGUUCCCCGGGGACACUCGAGAUUACUCCACAGAGCUCAGCGUGACAGUGGCUGUGGGCGCCUCGCUGCUCUUCCUCAACAUCCUGGCCUUCGCUGCCCUCUACUACAAGCGGGAUAAGAGGCACGAACUGCGGCGGCGCCUAAGCCCCCAGAGGAACCCGGCCAACGAUCUCGCCCACAGCCAGGAGGAAGAGAUCAUGUCCCUGCAGAUCAAGCACUCGGAGCACGAGACCCACGACUUGGAGCCUCUGCGGCCCCACGAGAUCCUACGACCUGCCUGCCCCCCGGAUUAUACGCUGGCACUGCGUAGAGCACCUGAUGACGUGCCUCUAAUGACUCCCAACACAAUCACCAUGAUACCAAGCACUAUCACUGGCAUGCAGCCUCUCCAUGCGUUUAAUACUUACCCUGCCACUGGGCAUAAUAACACCCUCCCGCACCCGCACUCCACGACCAGGGUAUAGCCACUAGACUCCGACUUCAGAGACCCUUUGUUUCGUAUUCUGGAGGAUAUGUACAGGACCGCCUUUUUUAUCUGCAGACCAAAGCAGAUCUUUUCUGCUUUUUCUGGAACUUCUUUUUUUGAUUUUCCGUUUUGGUUUUUUUUGGUUUUUUUUGGCCAUAUAAAUUUUAAUUUUUUUCUUUCUCCCUGGUUAUACGUAUCACUCCCCACCCCCCCGACCCCUGUAUCCAUUAUGUUUUUGAGGCCAGACCAGAUGAAAGAAAUAUUUUUGAAAAAAAAAUAUAUAUAAGGGAUCUAAACAAACAAACAAAAAAAAAACAUUGUGCUAGUGUUUGACAAAGGUUUUGACUUGUGCAUGUUUGCCAAAAAACAAGAUAAAAAACAAGAAUUUUGUAAAAAAAAAUAAUAAUAAUAUUGAAGAGAUGCAUUUGGUAUCACCCGCUUUGUCUCCUUCUAGGUAAAGGCUUGUUAGGGACUGCAGCAGGAAACCCUUAUCUAAUUCUAAUUGCCCCCACAUUCUUUGGUGUUUUAGCUUUUCGUUUUUAAUCUUGUGCAUUGUUUUUUAUUCAUUUUAUUCUCUUUUUUUCAGUUUCAGCAGCUACCUGUCUAUCACAGACUGUUUUUUUUUUCCAGAUUUGAGUUAAUUGGGCCCAAAAAUACACGGUAAAGGCGAGCCUAUCAUUUGGAUAGACUAGCAUUCUUGGUGCCAAGGAUUUUCAUUCUAGCCUUUACUUUUUUUCUGGGAAUGGUGUGUAGGGGGUG
This is a messenger RNA of Erpetoichthys calabaricus (reedfish), 3713 nucleotides long. It is a transcript of the gene nlgn2a, whose product is annotated as neuroligin 2a. The coding region runs from base 466 to 2952 and encodes 828 amino acids. The transcript is spliced from 9 exons. Gene Ontology annotation, biological process: neuron cell-cell adhesion; synaptic vesicle endocytosis; presynaptic membrane assembly. Gene Ontology annotation, molecular function: signaling receptor activity; neurexin family protein binding. The record is from RefSeq and is a predicted model, not a curated record. Gene Ontology annotation, cellular component: postsynaptic specialization membrane; synapse; cell surface. Lineage: Eukaryota; Metazoa; Chordata; Cladistia; Polypteriformes; Polypteridae.